Suillus subalutaceus is the source of this 1806-nucleotide messenger RNA. RefSeq lists its product as uncharacterized. Bases 1 to 1806 code for a protein of 601 amino acids. NCBI's taxonomy places the organism in Eukaryota, Fungi, Basidiomycota, Agaricomycetes, Boletales, Suillaceae. Gene Ontology annotation, molecular function: oxidoreductase activity, acting on paired donors, with incorporation or reduction of molecular oxygen; iron ion binding; monooxygenase activity. The transcript is spliced from 15 exons. The record is from RefSeq and is a predicted model, not a curated record.
AUGACCAACUCGAUCGCGUUUCAAGAGAAUUGGCGACCGGCAAAGCCAAUUCCUCGUUUUCUUGGCGCUGGCUCAGACACGACUGCUGUAGCGAUCAUGUACGUUUUCAUGGCUUCUGCAUGUUAUCCCGGCAAGGUGCAGCAAAAAGUGCAAGAGCAGCUGGAUAUCGUUGUUAGUUAUGACAGAGUUCCCACAUUCGACGGCUACAAAUCCCUUCCACAGAUCGAAACGUUCAUGUUCGAGUGUCUUCGCUGGAGUGUUUACCUCAACAACGACAAGUUCAAUCCUCAGAGAUGGCUCAACAGCAAAGGCAAAAUGCGGCACAACAUCAAGUUCCCAUAUAGCUUUGGAUGCAGACCUCAAACUGGCGCGCGUGUUGCUGCAUUGUCAUGUCGACUUUGCGCAACUUACAUAUGCGCCACCCAAGUCUUGAUUAACCCAAAGUACCGUCUACUGGUGGACGCGUUCUAUAAUAGCAGGCUUCGACUUGCAUGCACGCCGCUUUUGUUACUCGAAUGUCAUGUUCAAAAUGCCCCUGCAGAUUUCUUGUUCCACCAGUCUCAUGCAAGCAUUGGUUCUCUGACUUCCUUCUUGCUUCCCUUUCCCAUAACUUCUCAACGCAUGCAACACUCGAGCGCAGUGGCAAAAAUGGAACCGAAUCAAUUGGGUCAACUCUUUGAGGUGGUUGGCUCAGAGCUGCAGGCUUCAAAUUUUUCUGUUGAUGCUGAGCUCUGGCCUGCAUCUCAGAUGUUAUUGUGCAUGCACGACCUCACUCUUGAUAAAGAAGGAAUGACAGGGAACGACUUCUCCUACAUAUCAAGAUCCUCCUCCCAAAGCCACACUAACCGUCAGCGAGCCACUAGCUAUCUCCCAUUAGGGUUCGUUCUCCCAUCAGCAUUGAUGGAUGUCACCCGUGAUGUCAUCCUUCACAUCAUUGGUAAACCUAAAGGACACCAGGCAGCUGCGAAUCGCUACAUUGCCUCUGUCAUCUUGCCUGUCAUGCAUGGGAAGUCCACGCCUACCGCUGGAGUAGGGGUCCCAAGGGCAGGAGCUACGCACCGAAGGGCCUGUCGGCCCUUUCCACAGCUUAGCCGCUGGCCCUGCUCCACCGCCACGAAUACACCCGAGAUCAUCACCAUCCACAAAAUGGUCAAGCGCUUUCAGAUGCUCAUGAGACAUGGCGUUCCUGAUAGGGUGCUACCCAAUCCUGAAAUACGUCCCGGGAUACACAACCGAGUUGGAGGAAUGGAGAAGAGAUCCGUCAGAGAAUUGAUUGGUUCCUUCAACGUUGUUCUUAAACGCCACCUGACUUUCGGUUGUUUGCUCGGUACCUUUAGUCCUCACACAAGCUUUCGGACAGAAAUGUCCAAUCUCGCUGAAUCGCUCUUUGGCGCCGGUUUAGACGACUGCUUUUGGCGAUCAUGCGCAGGAGAAAGUGCAAGAGCAGUUGGUCGUGACAGAGCUCCCAUGUUCGAGGACUACAAUUCACUCCCGCAGAUAGAGGCGUUCAUGUUGGAGUGGCUUCACUGGAGGCCUGUGACAACUCUUGGAUUUGCUCACUGUAAGGCUUUGCUUGAUAUUGGAUCGAGUGGAACCUUGCUGAAAAACAGAAUCUGCUCCAGGCGUUACAUAGCGACUCGUUCAGUCUUCAUCUUCACCACGCUUCCCCUGUGGUUGUUUAAGAUUGCUCAGGACCAGAACCCGAUUGAUGAGUUUGGCUUCGUGGAUGGCGUAAUUGCGCAGCCCAAACGGUUCACUGCUCGCUUUCAGUCACGGUUUUGGGAUGAGGCAUCAUUGAGGGAGUGA